Aspergillus niger is the source of this 1224-nucleotide messenger RNA. RefSeq lists its product as uncharacterized. The record is from RefSeq and is a predicted model, not a curated record. Gene Ontology annotation, biological process: beta-D-galactose catabolic process via UDP-galactose, Leloir pathway. Gene Ontology annotation, molecular function: UDP-glucose 4-epimerase activity. The coding region runs from base 1 to 1224 and encodes 407 amino acids. The transcript is spliced from 2 exons. Lineage: Eukaryota; Fungi; Ascomycota; Eurotiomycetes; Eurotiales; Aspergillaceae. Gene Ontology annotation, cellular component: cytosol.
AUGUCUGUUAUCUGUGCCUCUGAAGGAAGCUCGCCAGUGCCCACGCCCUUAUUCUCCGCACCUACGACUCCCGAGACCGAGCGGGAUGAAUACUUCGACGAACCUUCCCUGCCAGUGCAGGAUGACGCCCCAUAUGUACUCGUCACCGGCGGACUAGGAUACAUCGGCAGCCACACCACUCUGGAGUUGCUCAAGGCUGGCUACAACGUGAUCAUUGUGGAUGACCUGAGCAAUAGCUUCCACCACGUCUUCGACCGGAUUCUGCUGGCAGCCAAGCAGCACUUUGACCGGACGGUGGAGUCAUCACUAGACACCAGCGAUAGCAUCACUCAGUCCCGAUCCAGAAUCGUAGGAGUGAUCCACUUCGCCGCUUUCAAGGACGUCAACGACAGUCUGCGCAAUCCCCUCAAGUACUAUCACAACAACGUCACCGGAUUAGUAGACCUAGUCAGCCUACUCGCGGACCACGACAUCAAAACCUUCAUCUUCUCCUCCUCAGCCAACGUCUACGGCACAUUAGCCCAGAACCACGGCACCUUGCGCGAGGAGCACUGCGUGCACCAACCCGAGACAUACCACAGUGUCUCCUCUGGAGAACCUAUAACAUCCGAGCAAGGCUGCACAGGGAUCACAAACCCCUACGGCCGCACCAAAUGGAUCGGCGAAGCCAUUCUCUCCGACGUAGCAGCCUCCGAUCCAUCCUGGACCAUCAUAGGUCUCCGAUACUUCAACCCCAUCGGAUGCGACCCCUCGGGUCUCCUGGGUGAAGAUCCCCGCGGGACACCCUCGAACCUCGUCCCGGUAGUCGUGCAAGUCCUGACGGGUCAACUACCAGCCUUAUCCGUCUACGGAACCGACUGGGAGACUCCCGACGGCACCGCCAUCCGCGAUUUCAUCCACGUGUCGGACGUGGCGCGCGGACAUACGGCAGCCCUGGCGGCAGCGCUAGCCGGACAGGUAAAGACGAAUUUCCGCACGUUUAACCUGGGGACCGGGCGAGGGCAUUCCGUGGCGGAGGUGGUGUCCGCGAUGGAGGGCGUCAGUCAUCAGUCUAUUCCAAGACGGCUGGCGGAGAGGAGGCCCGGGGAUGUGCAGGAGUGCGUGGCGGUUCCGGAGAGGGCAGCUUGUGAGUUAGGAUGGGAGGCGGAGAAGUCCUUGCAGGAUGCGUGUGAGGAUUUGUGGCAUUCAUUGAGGGGUGGGUCGGUGGAUGUGAUGAUGGAUUGA